Messenger RNA from Xylaria bambusicola, 1950 nucleotides. Its product is annotated as Alpha/Beta hydrolase protein. The record is from RefSeq and is a predicted model, not a curated record. The coding region runs from base 62 to 1663 and encodes 533 amino acids. The transcript is spliced from 6 exons. Lineage: Eukaryota; Fungi; Ascomycota; Sordariomycetes; Xylariales; Xylariaceae.
CGCCAGUUUCUUGCAAGCAACAUAAGAGGAAGUCAACGAGAAACUUGUAAGAGAGAUCACGAUGAAACAAAUUGCAAAAGCGUUCACUCUACUCACGGCCUUGGGAUGUAAAGCCAAUUGUUUGCAGAACUCGAGCAAAGGUGAUGGAUUUGACAAUAUCGAGCCAUCUACCAACUUAACAUGGACACCAUGUUUAGGCGGCUUCACAUGUGCUAAACUGGAAGUUCCUCUAGAUUAUUCAAACACAAGUCUUGGAACAACAUCAAUCGCUUUUCUGAAACUAGCUGGCAAGAACGCCACUGUCGAGUCUCAAAACAUUGUGAUCAUCCCUGGCGGGCCAGGUGGUUCCGGCGUCGAUCUUCUCGCCUUGUACCGAGACAGAUUAGGGCCGGCCCUCGGAGAACAGUACAACUUCGUCUCCUUCGACCCUCGCGGCGUGAAUAACAGCGGUCCGAAACUGGACUGCUUUUCCGGAAACACGGAAGCAAGAUCAGCUUUUAAUCUACUGCACAGGACAGGCAUUACCAAUGUAUCAGCAUCAUCGCUUCAGGAACAGUACUAUUCAAGCAUGAUAUACGGAGAAUGGUGCAAUGCUGCGGUCGAGAAGGAUUCGCCUUUUGGAUAUUACGUGACCACGCCGGCGGUCGCCCAUGAUCUGCUCACGUUCGUGGAAGCAGCGGCCGAGGCAGCCGGUCAGGACCCAUCGGAUGCGAAACUGUGGGCUUACGGCGCCAGCUACGGCACUGCGGUCGGCACGACCUUUGCUUCUAUGUUUCCCGACCGGAUCGGAAGGAUGGUGCUCGAUGGCGUCAUCAACGUAGAGCAAUACUAUCAUAACGACUGGAGAGACAGCGUCGAUCAAAUGGACGCGGGGAUAGAAAGUUUCGCUAGCUUUUGCCAUUCCGCGGGCGCCGAAGCGUGCUCCUUCUGGGGACCCUCGGCAGCUGAGAUCAUGGGCAGACUAGACGCGAUUAUAUCCCAGCUUCAGAACCAGCCUAUUCCAGUCAGCGGAGUUGAGAACGGAGGCUUACCGACGUUGGUCACCUAUUCGGACCUGAAACAACUCUUCAUCAACAGUCUCUACAUCCCGAUCGCGUCCUUCCCUCUCAUGGCGGAUGUUCUACACCAGCUUGAGAAUGGGAACGCAUCUGCUCUCGCGGGCACAUAUUAUGCUUUUGCCACAGGUCUUCUAGACGAUGCCGGUACCCUCAUUCGGUGCGCCGAUUCGUAUCGGACAAAUAGGCUCAGUAGUAUUGAAGAAUGGGAGAGUUUCGUCGAGGAAUCGGUUUCAAGAAGUAAAUACGUGGGCGAUAUCUGGCCCAUCUUUGUGGAGACUAUACUGUGCACUGCAAUUCGACCGGAAUUACCUGAUAGCCUGGUGAUUCCAGACCCCAACGUCAGGCUAAACAGAACCACUUCCUUCCCGAUCCUAUUCGCUAGCAAUACGAUCGACCCUCUAUCACCGUUAAUAUCAGCGCAAAUGAUGCAUUCUCGAUUCCCCGGAUCGGCGCUCCUAUUGCAAGAAGCUGUUGGUCACACAGUAGUCGAGAACGGGGGCUCAAACUGUUACUUCGGGCAUGUUCAGGCUUACUUACAGGGCGUCGUUCCAGCAUCCAACACUACAUGCCCGCAGCAGUAUAUACCUUUCAUCGGUAGCGCUUAAUAGGUUCCAGCAAGGAAUCAGUUUGCUCGCAUGGGAAGCCUGGCAGAUCUUUGGAGAGGUCUGGUUUUCAUUUGCUUUGUUGCCCAGAGCUUGGCCCAUCGUUGCGUGUUUUUCUUGCAUCAUUGACUCGGUCGAGGGCAGCUUUUACAUGACCACGAACUUCAUCAAAUCCCUUCUUCGCUGUUGUCUUAUAGGUCGAUUGACACAUGUUUUUGUGUGAUACAUACUUGUUCGCGAAAUGAAACCUUUACCGCAGCCGUCGCAGCGUUUGUUAAUUUCACAGUCCG